Messenger RNA from Striga asiatica, 810 nucleotides. The record is from the annotation of a GenBank genome assembly. NCBI's taxonomy places the organism in Eukaryota, Viridiplantae, Streptophyta, Magnoliopsida, Lamiales, Orobanchaceae.
GGAGAAUUUUCAUUUCUCCACUUUCACGCCGUCGUCCCGUCCUUUCUUUCAUCUCAAAUCCAGACCACGCCGCCCACCGGAGAGGAAAUUAAAGUGCUCGACGUCUCCUCUUCAACCUCGCAAGACGUAGCCCUGUCCUCUCCUUCUUCUUCUCCAGUUCACGCCAGAAUAAGAGCUCGACGUCUCCGCCUCAGCCUCCGCCUCGAUGUCGAUAAAAUCUUGCAAUCUACCGGUAGAGGACACAAUGUUACAGUUACAAAUGAUGGAGCAACCAUCUUAAAGUCACUGCACAUUGAAAAUGCUGCUGCUAAGGGAAGUACAAAUUUGGAAUCCAUUCAAAUUAAGAAGCCCGGUGGUUCACUGAAAGAUUCAUUUAUGGAGGAGGGGUACGACAGAGACUCGGGAAUCUCUUGUGGAUGCUCUAUCAGAAGUGUCCGAGUGGCUGCAUUUACAGGUCUGGUUCUAAUGAUGAAUGUCUGGACACUUCAUCCGAAUGGUGGUUUGUUGAUUGCAUUAAUGAUGCUGAGAUGCAAUUCGGCACUGAGGUCGCAUCUUGAGUAUGAUGCUUCUACUGCUCCUCCACCACAAUAUAUUGAGAGAAGUACAAGUACAGACAUCGUCGUGUUACUUUCAAAGCAGUCUAUGGAACAAAAAAUGGGAAGCCUAAAUGUGUAUUUGUUGCAUUGCCAGAAUAUUGUUUAGGUUUCAUGAUUUGGCAUAUUUGAAUAUUUGUGUUUUGAAUUGUAAGACUAUUGGUGUGUUUGUUGGAUUCUAGAAUAUUAUAAGUUGAGACUAUUUUAAUUAUUGUGC